AUGUCUGCCGUCGAAGCGCCCAAGCCCGUCGACGUGCCCGAGGCUGGCCACGUUGAGCCUGCGCCUGCCCCCGUUGUCGAGAGCGGCAACGCCAGCGCCCCCGUCGACGAGCCCAAGACCGAGGAGGUGGCCAAGACCGAGGACGACACGGUUGCUCCCCCUACCGAGAGCAAGGAGGAGAAGGCAGAGGAGAAGGUUGUCGAGCCCAUCUACAGCGGUUCCCUUGGAUACAAGGCACCUGGACUGAAGAACGCUUUCCGCUUCUCCAAGAAGUUUUUCUGGUUCGGCGAGGACCCCGUCGACUCGGCCAACCUGAGGGAGUACCUCCGUGGUGAGAAGCCAGAGGUCGCGCACCCUGUUGUCGCUUGGGCCAGCCAAACCGGCAAGGGCCUGCUUUUCUUCGUCAAGCACGCCGACCAAAAGGAGCACCCCGCCGGUGUCAUCAACCUCGCCUAUGCCACCGACCUGGCCAAGGACGGCCUCAUUGCCUUCUCCGUCAAGAUCUCUGGCCACAAGCAUACCUUCGAGGCCCAGAACGCUGCUGAGCGCGAUGGAUGGUUUGUCGCCAUUGAGAGGGCCAUCACCGAGGCCAAAGCCUGCAAGGACUCGAUUGAGUCGAGCGAUGGUUACAAGGAGCAGAAGGAGAAGAUCAGCAAGCCCACAGCGCUAGCGGGAGCUACCACUGCGCCCAAGAAGAGCAUGGACGCCGCUCCCAAGCUCGCUGAAGGCGAGGCUGCUGGUACCUCGUCUGAGACUCCAGCCGCUGCUCCGGCCCGCACCGGAUCCUCGUCCAGCAGCUCUUCGGAUGAGCAGAAGAAGGCCAAGAAGAGCAAGAGCAAGUCCAGGAGCGCAUCGCGCAAGCGUGCUUCUAUCUUUGGCUUCGGCAAGAAGGACAAGACACCCAAGGAGGACGGUGCUGCCGUCAAGACAGACGGUGAGGCCAAGACCGAAGAGUCCUCCGCCAUUCCCCACCUCAAUGAGGUUGGUGAGACCCCCAGCGCUGGCCCCGUCACCACCAACGCUCCCGUCAUCACCUCGGAGAUCCCCCAAGCUGGCCAGGAGAUGAAGGACGAGGCCACUCCUGCUGCUGCUACGACUGAGGCGGAUGCUCCUCAGGAGAAGCCCGCAGUCAAGAAGAGGGGUUCCAUCUUUGGCACCUUUGUUGAGAAGCUGAAGUCGCCUACCACGGAGAAGAAGGAGCACGAGCUGGUCGCUCCUCCCCCACCUGCCAAGGACUCUGAGGCUACCCCAGAGGCCGCGAAGACCCUCGAUGAGGCUGUUGCUGGUGCUCCCGCGACCCCAGUUGCUGACGCUUCCGAGUCGGCAGCACCCAAGACUGAAGAGAAGCCCGGUUCCACCCCAUCCAAGGAAAAGGAGCACUUCUCUUUCGGCAAGCUUUUCGGCUCCAAGGAGCGAAGCAAGUCCCCAGCCGCAGCUGACAAGGCUGCUGAGCCCAAGUCCGACGUCGCUCCCCAGGUUCAGGAUGCGGCCGCGGCCAAUGAGUCCGCGGCGCCGCUCCAGCCAGUUGAGCCCACUGCCUCUGCCACCGAGGCCAAGGUUGAGCCUGCUCACGAGGAGACCCCCAAGAAGGAGAAGCGCACCAGCUUCUUCGGCAACUUGAGCCGCUCCCUGAGCAAGGCUACCUCUGGCAAGAAGGAGGCCAAGCCUGCUGAGAAGAAGGAGUCCUCUGCCGCCAUCCCCGAGGGCGAGGAGAACAAGGCUGAGACCCCCGCUGCUGCCCACGUUCAGGAGGCGUCUACCGCUGCUUCUGCUGAGAAGAGCAUUGGCGAUGUCCCCGCAGAGGCUGUUACCGUUGGCGAGGCUCCGAAAAGCACCCAGACUGUCCCUGCAACUGCGUAA
Messenger RNA from Plenodomus lingam JN3, 1860 nucleotides. RefSeq lists its product as uncharacterized. NCBI's taxonomy places the organism in Eukaryota, Fungi, Ascomycota, Dothideomycetes, Pleosporales, Leptosphaeriaceae. The record is from RefSeq and is a predicted model, not a curated record.